AUGGCUACUCGCUUAUUUUUGGUGGUGUUGGCGGUUUGUGCUCUCUCCCUGCCAACCUCCGCCUCGGACUGCACCGAAAAGAAGUUCAAGUCGGGUACAGUAUGCGUGUGUGACCUCACAAAAUGCGAUGAGAUUCCAAAUAUCGAUUUAUCGUCUGGACAGGCGGCCACAUUCACCACAGCCAAUUCUGGAGCACGUCUACACCGUGAUAUCGUGUACGCGACGAAUAGUGAUCCGUUAACCAGUCUGCAUUUGACAAUUGACUCCUCAAAAACGUACCAGACGAUUCAAGGUUUCGGUUCGACGUUUUCCGACGCUUCUGGCGCCAAUUUGAGAAGUCUUCCCGAUAAAUUAGCGGAUACAGUAAUCCGACAGUACUUUUCGGAGUCAGGCCUAAACCUUCAAUUCGGACGUGUUCCCAUUGCCAGUAACGACUUUUCCAGUCGUGUCUACACGUAUAACGACGUGGCCGACGACUACAGUAUGACACACUUCAGUUUGCAACGGGAGGACUAUCAGUGGAAGAUCCCCUAUAUGCAAAUGGCUCAAAAGUACAAUCACAACUUGAAGUUUUUCGGAGUGCCUUGGAGCGCCCCAGGAUGGCUCAAGACUACAAACUCCACUUCGGGUUACGGUAGUCUGCUCGGUUCGAGUCAAGGCACCUAUCAUAAGGCCUAUGUGACGUAUCUUUUGAAAUUUUUCGAGGAAUAUCAGAAAAAUGGAAUCGAAUUCUGGGCGAUGAGCACUCAAAAUGAGCCAACAAGUGGUGGGGAUAAGAAGACGAAGGCGCAGUCGAUGUUGUUCACUGCCGAGACUCAACGAGACUUUAUCAAAUUGGAUCUCGGGCCGGCGUUGAGGACGUCAAGUGCGGCGAAGGCGGUGAAGGUACUCAUUAUGGAUGAUAAUCGAGGAAAUUUGCCGAAAUGGGCGGAUACGGUCCUUAAAGACUCUGAAACUGCGUCCUACGUCGCCGGAAUCGGUCUCCACUCGUAUCAGGAUUCGGAAAGUGACAAACAUCUCCAACAAACCCACGAUAAUCACCCAAAAUACUUUAUUUUUGGCACGGAGGCCAGCGAGGGAUACAAGUCGAAGGAUUCAGUGGAUUACGGUAGCUGGGAUCGUGCGGAAGAUUAUGUUGAGGAUAUUUUGGAUGACCUAAACAACUGGGUUGCCGGUUGGACAGAACGGAAUCUUAUCCUAGACGCCCAGGGUGGACCGUCUUGGGUGUCUGACUUCGCCGAUGCACCAAUUAUUGCGUUCCCCGCGUUGGCGCAGUUCUACAAGCAACCAAUGUUCUACGCUAUUGCACAUUUUAGUCAUUUUAUCAAACCGGGAGCUGUGAGAAUCGAUCAUUCACUCAAUCUACCCAACUUGGACAUUCAAAAAAGUGCAUUCUUGAAUCCAGAUGGCUCGAAAGUGGUCAUAAUUCUGAAUAAGAAUGUUUUAGCCCCUUAUAGUGUCAGUGUCAAGGACAGUCAACGUUCCUCAGAUCAUUAUCAGGUUCAUAUGGGUCCCAGAUCAAUUGUUACUUUGUAUAUUCAGAAUUAA
Molecule: messenger RNA, 1548 nt
Organism: Caenorhabditis remanei
Lineage: Eukaryota; Metazoa; Nematoda; Chromadorea; Rhabditida; Rhabditidae
Exons: 9
Coding region: 1-1548 (515 amino acids)
Biological process (GO): glucosylceramide catabolic process
Molecular function (GO): glucosylceramidase activity
Source: RefSeq, a predicted model, not a curated record